Molecule: messenger RNA, 479 nt
Organism: Atta colombica
Lineage: Eukaryota; Metazoa; Arthropoda; Insecta; Hymenoptera; Formicidae
Exons: 3
Coding region: 113-457 (114 amino acids)
Biological process (GO): mismatch repair; base-excision repair; double-strand break repair via homologous recombination
Cellular component (GO): site of double-strand break; DNA replication factor A complex; nucleus
Molecular function (GO): damaged DNA binding; single-stranded DNA binding
Source: RefSeq, a predicted model, not a curated record
GCGUUGUUUUGCUGCCAACUGCUGUUGUGCUUCUGUUUACGAAGUGUAACGGUAAUCAAUAUUUGCGCAUUAUUGGAGUAUUAUAGGAAUACUUCACAAAUAAUUUGCAAAAAUGUCAGACAUACGUAUUCUGGGUAAGCGAUUAGCGCAACGUAUCGGUCAGGAAGCGAUUGUGCUUGGCAGAAUUACGGAGAAAAGUUCUGAUAGUAAGAGUGCAGAGAUCACGACGACCGAUGACGCUCGAAUUAACGUGACAUUUCUUGAACCAUUCGACAACACAUCGGGUUACAUAGAGGUGCGUGGUACGGUAAAAUCAAAGUCUACUAUGUCUUGUAGCAGCUUUGUAUGUUUCCCUCCAAGUAUGACUAAAGACUUUGAUUCAAAUGGCUACAAUACAAUGGUGAAUGUGCGCUGUGCAGUGGGGAAUCAGCUAGAAGGAGUAUUCUAUGGAGAUUAAGAAUCAGUUAGGAGUGUUCUAC